AUGUCCAAUACUCACUCCGUCCGAGGCUCAAUCCCAGACACCGAGCUAGGAUUGACUCAGGGCGAGCUCCAGUUACUUCGAACCCAACAGCAGGCUAUGUUGGUGGCCCAGGCGCGCAGCAAUUCUGCAGGUCGCGGUAGAGGCAACAGCCGUCAUUCUGUGCCCUCGUCACGCGAUGCAAGCGCUGCAAGCAGCACUGGUCCAGGCAAUCGCCUUAUCAUGGAUCCUCGCCAUCUCCAGGCUUUACAGACUCACCUCGACAAUCUUAUGCGCACGAUUGAGUCUCGUAUAGAGGAUCUAGAAGAUGCCACUGAGCAGUCUGUCCGAUCGAGUUCGAAUCGCCAUGAGAGUACCAAUGCGCGAGCAGACCGCGAGAUCGAACGCAUGAAUCAGAUCAUGGCUCGCAUUGACAAACUCGAAGAAGAAUUCGCGAAAUGGAAACCACCGAAGCUAGAUAUGAACGCCACAGCUCUACCCAACAUUCCUCAACUCAUCAACACCAAACUUCGCACCAGAGUCAAGCCGCGAAAGACCGAGAUCGAUACGACCGCCAUCGAUGAGGUCCACUAUCACCCACGACACACCAUUUCACCACCAUCAUGUUUUCAAACUUAUGAUUUUGCUUCGACAUUGGCGAAAGAGAGACGGAAGCCUCACGGCACUUUUGUUGCAUCAAACCAUGAAUUUCGACCACGACUGUAUGAUCACCACAAGACGCUUUUAACGCGGCUUAUUGAAUUCUCUGGAAGUGGAAAGGACGCCUUGCAGACAUAA
Cyphellophora attinorum is the source of this 774-nucleotide messenger RNA. RefSeq lists its product as uncharacterized. Lineage: Eukaryota; Fungi; Ascomycota; Eurotiomycetes; Chaetothyriales; Cyphellophoraceae. The transcript is spliced from 3 exons. Gene Ontology annotation, biological process: endosome organization. Gene Ontology annotation, cellular component: BLOC-1 complex. The coding region runs from base 1 to 774 and encodes 257 amino acids. The record is from RefSeq and is a predicted model, not a curated record.